Molecule: messenger RNA, 1751 nt
Organism: Ricinus communis (castor bean)
Lineage: Eukaryota; Viridiplantae; Streptophyta; Magnoliopsida; Malpighiales; Euphorbiaceae
Product: guanosine nucleotide diphosphate dissociation inhibitor 2
Exons: 13
Coding region: 131-1465 (444 amino acids)
Biological process (GO): protein transport; small GTPase-mediated signal transduction; vesicle-mediated transport
Cellular component (GO): cytoplasm
Molecular function (GO): Rab GDP-dissociation inhibitor activity
Source: RefSeq, a predicted model, not a curated record
UUAAUUUCUCUUAUUAUAUAAAGACUCCCCCCUUCUCCUUGUGUCUCUUUAGUACAUUUAUUUGACCUGACUCACAGAGCCUUCAUCUUUCUGAUUUGAUCUGAAACCAAAAGAAAAGAAAAUUUGAAAAAUGGAUGAAGAGUACGACGUUAUAGUGUUGGGAACUGGGCUCAAAGAAUGCAUCCUUAGUGGUCUUCUCUCCGUUGAUGGCCUGAAGGUUCUGCACAUGGACAAAAAUGACUAUUAUGGAGGAGAAUCUGCAUCACUUAACCUUAAUCAGCUCUGGAAGAGGUUCAGGGGAAGUGAUAAACCUCCAGCACAUUUGGGUUCAAGUAGAGAUUAUAACGUGGACAUGAUUCCUAAGUUUAUGAUGGCAAACGGCAAUCUUGUACGGGUGCUCAUUCAUACAGAUGUUACCAAGUAUUUGUACUUUAAAGCUGUGGAUGGCAGCUUUGUCUACAACAAAGGAAAGGUUCACAAGGUGCCAGCAACUGACAUGGAAGCACUUAAAUCUCCUUUAAUGGGUAUUUUUGAGAAACGCCGUGCUCGCAAGUUUUUCAUAUAUGUCCAAGACUAUAAUGAAAGUGAUCCCAAAACACACGAGGGAAUGGACUUGACCAGGGUGACAACGAGAGAACUUAUUGCUAAAUAUGGACUUGAUGAUAACACAAUGGACUUCAUUGGUCAUGCAUUAGCACUUCAUAGAGAUGAUAGGUACCUAGACGAACCUGCUCUGGAUACUGUGAUGAGAAUGAAGUUAUAUGCGGAAUCUCUUGCCCGUUUUCAAGGAGGAUCACCAUAUAUUUAUCCUUUGUAUGGAUUAGGAGAGCUCCCACAGGCAUUUGCACGGCUUAGUGCUGUUUAUGGUGGUACAUAUAUGUUGAAUAAACCUGAGUGCAAGGUAGAGUUUGAUGAGGAAGGAAAAGUUGUUGGUGUCACAUCAGAAGGGGAAACUGCUAAGUGCAAGAAAGUUGUUUGUGAUCCCUCAUACUUGCCCAACAAGGCUAGAAAGGUUAGUAGAGUUGCCAGGGCAAUUGCUAUUAUGAGCCACCCAAUUCCAAACACCAAUGAUUCUCAUUCAGCUCAAGUUAUCUUGCCACAAAAGCAAUUAGGUCGCAGAUCAGACAUGUACCUUUUCUGCUGUUCCUAUUCACAUAAUGUUGCUCCAAAAGGAAAAUAUAUUGCAUUUGUUUCAUCAGAGGCAGAAACUGACAAUCCUGAGGUUGAAUUGAAGCCAGGAAUUGACCUUCUAGGUCCUGUUGAUGAGAUAUUUUUUGAAGUUUAUGACAGAUAUGAGCCAGUCAAUGAGCCAUCUUUGGACAAUUGCUUUAUAUCUACAAGUUAUGACGCAACAACACACUUCGAGUCGACUGUCACAGAUGUUCUAAAUAUGUAUAGCAUGAUUACUGGAAAGGUUCUUGACCUCAGUGUGGAUUUGAGUGCAGCCAGUGCUGCAGAAGAAUGAAGAAGCUACAUUCACAUGAACUGUUGGUUAGCCUUGUUCCAAGUUCCUUGCUGCCUGGACUUGUCUUGUUUUAGUAAAUCUAUCAACUACAUCAUGUUGUAAUAAAAUUAUGUUUCAAUGAUCGUUUAUCUAAAGAUGUAAAGAUUUGAAAACUUUCAUUUGGCUCGUGCAUGGAAAGUUGGAAUAUCUGCAUGCUUGGCUUAUGUUGAGAGGCUAUCAUCUAUUUGUUGACAAUGUUCAGAUUAGAACUUUAUCCUUUUAAACAUACACAGGGUGUUAUGUUAUA